Molecule: messenger RNA, 1818 nt
Organism: Lachancea meyersii CBS 8951
Lineage: Eukaryota; Fungi; Ascomycota; Saccharomycetes; Saccharomycetales; Saccharomycetaceae
Source: the annotation of a GenBank genome assembly
AUGAAUUCAGCAAAUUCCAUCAAUGGUAGAAUUUUAGGCGCCGAAAACUACCAAAAACUGCGGAAUUCACGCAUCUUGCUCAUCGGGGCCGGAGGAAUAGGGUGUGAACUACUGAAAAACCUUGUGUUGAUGGGAUUCGGCGAAAUUGAUAUUGUGGACCUUGAUACAAUCGAUCUUUCGAAUUUAAACCGUCAAUUUUUGUUCAGACAGCGUGACAUCAAACAGUCGAAAUCAACCACUGCCGUCAAGGCCAUCGAGCACGUUAGCAAUUCCAAGCUUACUGCGCACACAGGCAACAUUAUGGACGUGGAAACUUUCCCCUUGAGCUGGUUUGAUCGAUUCUCUAUCAUUUUCAACGCGCUGGAUAACUUAGAAGCCAGACGUUACGUUAAUCAAAUGGCCCAGUUCUUGCACAAACCUUUGCUGGAAAGUGGCACCGCAGGUUUUGACGGAUAUAUCCAGCCAAUUAUUCCAGGAUCCACUGAAUGUUUUGAUUGCACCACUAAGGAGACACCAAAAACUUUCCCGGUUUGCACCAUCAGGUCGACUCCUUCGCAACCAAUUCAUUGCAUCGUCUGGGCCAAAAACUUCCUUUUCGCUCAGCUUUUUGCAUCUAGCGCAUCAACCGUUGGUGAGAGUGAUCUUGGAACCGAGAAUCCAGAGGAAAUAAAGCGAAUACAACAAGAGACCAACGAGCUGCAUGAAUUGCAGGAGUACGUGAAAUCGGGCGAUGAAUCCAAGAUCACUGACAUUAUCAGAAAGGUUUUUGUUCAAGACAUUGAAAAACUCCUGGCUAUCGAGGAGCUGUGGAAAACUCGCGAGAAGCCCGUCCCACUCUACGACGUGGAGAUAAACGAUACUAUCAAUACAGACAUGAGUGUCAUCUGGUCACUUCAAGAACAGGUUAACGCAUUUGUAUUAGCAUCAAAACGCCUGAUGCGUAGAAUGCCUGGAGAAGGAAGUAUAGAGUUUGACAAAGAUGAUGCUGACACACUAGAAUUUGUUAGUACAGCGGCAAACAUCCGUGCUCACAUUUUCAAACUACCACAGAAAUCCCUUUUCGAUAUCAAACAGAUUGCCGGGAAUAUAAUCCCUGCUAUUGCAACAACAAAUGCUAUUAUUUCAGGCCUUUCUGCUCUUGCAUCACUUCGAGUAUUGAAUCUCAUCAGAAACCAGCCUGAGGCAAAACCAACUGAGCUAAACAUGGCAUUCACUUCGAAAGCUAGUAACAUUUCUAGUAAUCGAUACAUUUCCAGUCCUCAAUUGGCUUCCCCAAACCCUAAAUGCCCAGUUUGUUCCAUAGCGCGCGGUGUGAUACACAUUUCGUCAAAAACCUUUGAGACGGCCAAACUUUCAGAUCUUGUUGAUAAGAUUCGAGACAAAUAUGGUUUUGAAGACGAAGUCUCUGUUCUAGACAAAUCUACUCAGCGACUUCUUGCGGAUUACGAUUUCAAAGACCUUCUCGACAAGUCGCUAAGUGAAGUCAACCUCAAGCAUGGUGUUAUACUUUCCAUAUCAGAUGAACGCUGUGACGUAGAAGAACUACGCUGCACCACCGAGUUUUACCUCGACGAUUGCGAAGAAAAGAUAGGCCUGCGGCUUCCAGAUAUAAAAGUUCCGCUUGUCAAAGUCGCGGAACCAAAAAAAGAAGACGAGGACCUCGAUGACGCGGUAGAGACGACAACUUCAGGGGAUAUAAUUUUGGACGCCGUUGACGUCGAUGAAAACGUCAAGAAACGGCCUUUGGAAGAUGCGUCAUUUCCUCCCUCAAAAAGAAUUGCCGAGGCUGACGAAGGCAUCACUGUCAUAUUAGACUGA